Messenger RNA from Sphaeramia orbicularis (orbiculate cardinalfish), 3330 nucleotides. RefSeq names its product transcription factor 19-like. The record is from RefSeq and is a predicted model, not a curated record. The coding region runs from base 802 to 2481 and encodes 559 amino acids. Gene Ontology annotation, molecular function: protein binding. NCBI's taxonomy places the organism in Eukaryota, Metazoa, Chordata, Actinopteri, Kurtiformes, Apogonidae. Gene Ontology annotation, biological process: regulation of gene expression. The transcript is spliced from 6 exons. Gene Ontology annotation, cellular component: nucleus.
UCCCCGAAAAAGCGGAGAAGGACGGCGGAGAAAAACCCGUGAAAGAGUGCACUUUUCCGAAGCUGAGGAGUCGCAUCCUCUGGUUGGACUUUGCGCAGAGUUUUUGCGGAUUGACGCAGUCGUUGAUGCGCAGUUUCUGGUAUCAGACAUCAGACAGUCCUCAGCCAUUACAUCCUGUCAGAUUUUCCCACCAGUGAGACGAUACCCUGGGAUUUUAAACUCAGUCCUCCAUGCAGACUCAUCUGACCCCAUGUUAGACACAGGAAGUCAUUUAAAGUCGCAGCUGUCAGGGUUACUUUUCAUGAUUUGAGUGUCUGUCGCACCUGAAGAAUUAGCAGCGGUGUAACAAACGGACUGGCCACAUUACUAAAGCUUUUUAUUCUCGUGUACACCGUCUUCAAGCCUCCACUCCGCAGGGGGAUUUAGUCUGUUUGAGCUUAGGUCUGUAACAGAGUGCAGAAUCUCAUUUCCACACUUCACCAGCUUAUAUAGUUCUCCAUAUCCUCUUUAUUUAUUCAUGUAUUCACAGCAGGGCACAAGUCAUCAGCUUCCCAUACUAAUGCAAAUACCUGUUGCUUGUACCUGCCUGUAACCUUCACUCAGAGCUUUUAGACCAUUUGUGAAUAUUUUAUCUCUCCAUAUAACUAAAUGCUUGCACUCAACACUCACUGGUCAAACACAAAUGUAUUAAGUUCAACUCCAGACCAGUAGCUUUUAAUCGUAUCCCACAAUGGAUCACAGCCUCCUGUAAUUCGGGGCCCGUCACAGGUUGGGGGUGUCAGACAAUCAGACCCUUCAGUCAUGUUGUCCGAGGUGCAGCCGUGUUUCCAGCUGCUUCGGAUCGGGUCGUCGGGCGGGGACUCGGCGCGGGAUCUGUACACGUUCCGGCCGGCGCUGAGCCAGUCGGUGUUUCGCCUCGGGAGGGCGGCGGAGCUGUGCGACGUCACUCUGGACUCCGCAUCCGUGUCCAGGAUCCACGCCGAGCUGCACGCCGAGAGGGAGGGGAACUCUGAUGACACGGUGUCACAGGAGGAAGGAUGGAGGGUCCACGUCAAGGACCGGAGCAGCCACGGCACCUGGGUCAAUGAGGUCCGCCUCCAGCCGGGCAUCCAAUGGGAGCUCUCGGAUGGCGACACGCUGGUCUUUGGCGGACAGUCUGCUCCAGGGAGCCCAGAGUUUUACUUUCUCUUUCAGAAAGUCAAAGUUCGCCCCCUGGACUUUGAUGCUAUCACAAUUCCUAAGGCGGGAACGUUCUCCUCUGACAUCCGGGAUCGGAUCAGAACCAACCUGGAUCGUAAAGUCGCGGCUAACCUGGACCUGUCCAAGCUGUCAAUCAACCGGGCCACGGUCAUCCUCAACUCCAUCGGCAGCCUGAGCAAGAUGAAGGGCAGCGCCUGGACCUUUAAGAGGAGCCACAGCCACGAGGGGACCGUCUCCGACCCCGGCUCCUCGUCCUCGCCUCCCCUCGCCGUGGGCUUCUCCUCCCUGCUCCCUCCCUCCACACCUCCAGCCUUCUCCGCUGCAGUGUCAGUGCCUUCAAACAAAUCCCUCCCCGCUGCCUCCAGGAGCAGGAGGAAGUCUGCUCACACGGUUCUGCUGGAAGACGACAGUUCAGACGAGCCCAGGAGUCGAGGAGCUCUGGGAGGAGUCGUGGAGGACGGACAGAGGGCGAGGGGGAAGAAGAGGCGGCGACUCUACAAGUCGGAGUCGGAGGGUUUCCACUCGCCUCAGGCUUUGCCGCUGCAGAAACACAGUGAAGUCAGGCGGCCCCUGGAGGCCAAGCCCUUCCCCGUGGGCAUCAGGACCAUCGGCAGCUUCCACGGAGCCAUGACCAACAGCCGACUGAACCACCACCUGCUGCACGUGAACCACGCCGCCCCCGCCGGACACAGACAGGAAGUGGAGACCACGUACCGGGUCCAGACCGUCAUGCACGGGAACAUCACAGCCUUCAGACAACAGAAAAGCGCCCACAGCUCCCCGUCAGCACCCAGGGGCAGGCGGAGGGCCAACAGCUCCCCAGUCUUCUCCCCCCUGGUGGUCGGAGGGGAGAACUACAGCCUGGCCUCGCCCUCGGUGAGGAUCCGGACUGAGGACAGAGGGAGGGUGCAGUUCAACAGGUUCCACCACCAGACCAGUAAACGUCGGGGGCGGCCCAGAAAACACCCCCUCCCUCCCCGCCCCUCGUUGCCCUCUCCAUCCUCCUCCUCUUCCUCAUCCACCUCCUCAGCCUCGUCUUCCUCCGGCUCCUCCUCCUCUUCCUCCUCAGACGACGACGAUGAUGACGAUGAUGAGGAGGAAGUGAUGGGUGGCGGCGUGGAGCCGUGUGCCGCCCAGCGGUGUCGGCUGCCCCAGCAGGACACGGUGCAGUGGAUCCAGUGCGACGUGUGCGACGCCUGGUACCACAUAGACUGUCUGCACAUCGACCGCAAGAAGCUGCUCCGCGACCCCAACGCUGACUUCCACUGCGGCUGCCGCUGACGUUGGGCGGCAAAAUGAGCCAAAUCCACGGAUACGUUUAUUUCUUCUUUGCUCCAAGUCGGGUUGAUUGUUCUAAUGGUCACCGCAUCGACGAUCAGCCCUGAAACAAGAGUUCACACACUUUUUUUUACAUCCAGCCUGCCUCUGUCAUCACAUUCUGGUCUUUUAUGGCUCAGGCUUUGGAUAAAAUGGAACUGAAAAGGUCCGGUUUUAUUGGAGUGUGAGUAGGGCUGGGUAAUAUCCAAAAACAUGCAACCAAAAAACUGUGGUUUAAACACUGAUUCCUGAAAAGUAGUCGCUGAAAAUCCUUUUGCACAAAAAGAAAAUGACAACAUAAUACAUGCCCUUGGUGCUAGUUUUCAUCUCCUAUGCAUUUAUACACUUAAAUCAAAUUCAUAGAGUAAAAAAAUAUGAACAGAUUUACUAAAAAUACUUGCAUUUAAAUUAUGUUUCAUUUCUUUAUUUGUGUGUUUCUGCACCGUGGGAUUUUCCAUUAAAACGAGUUCAACAACAUAAAACGCACCUAUUUUCCGUGACCUUGGAACACAAUAGAGAGAAAUAAAAAUGUAUAAAAGCAUAAAAUUGCAGAAGCAGUGGCAGAAAACAUAACGUUCUGUCAUGUUCUUAGGAGGAAUUGAAAUAGUUUUGGUGCUUUGUGAAGCUCUGGUGGAACAAAUGAGACUGGUGUUUGUAACAGGCAAAAUAGUCACCAGCAUUAAUGGAUAUUUGUACAGUUCUGCUUUUAACUCAUGGGUGGAUGAGAUUUACUCACUGAAAUUUGGAAUUUGUGAUGAUAUAAGGAUGUCAGUCUGGGCUGUAGAUGUACUAAGUUUAUUACCCAGCCCUACA